CCCCCCCUGGCAGCGGCAGGGAAGCCCCCGAGGGGCCGGGAGGGGCCCCCAGGCCUGGCAGCGCGGCUGCCCCCCCCCCGCGGCACCCGGGGAAGGGGGCUCCGGCCGUGACACCCUGCAGAGCUUCCCCACUGCCCCAGCCCCCCCCCCCCCCCCCCCGGGGGGGGGGGGGGGGGCCCCGCGGCGUCGGCAGCCCUCGCGUGCAGCAGUGCAGGGAGGUGUGCUGUCGAGGGCUUCCGCGGCCGCAGUCGCCGGGGGGGGGGGGGUUUUCCGGGUUGCGUGGCCGUGUGCCGGUGGCGUUCCCUCCUGACGAUCCCCUGAAGAUGCUGCCAGCCACGGAUGCAGGCGGAACGUCAGGAGGAAAUGCUACUGGGACACGGCCACCAUGCAGCCCGGGAAACCCACAGCUCCUUGGCGUGGGGAGAGGGGUGGCUUCUGCUGCUCAGCCCCCCAUUCCCUCCCCCUCGUUCUCCAGGGAGCCAAGCGGCUGCGCAAGGAUGCCCCCCACGGCGUGGGAGCUCAGCCACCCACUGGAGCCGGGAACCUCUUUGAGGCGGUGAAGCUGGGCAGAAGCGUCAUGGAGACUGUGGUUGACGAGUGGCUGGAGAGCUACAAGGAGGACCGGGAAUUGGGUUUCUUGGAAUUGGUCAACUUUCUGGUGCAGUCCUGUGGCUGCAGAGGGGUGGUGACCCACGAAAUGCUGAAGAGCCUCCAGAACUCCCAGAUCAUCCAGCAGCUGACACAGUCCUUUCAUGAGGACUCGGCAGAGUACCCGCUUUCCCUGAGCACCUUGGUCUGGCGGCGCUUCCAGAGGGGGUUCUGUGAGCUGAUAGCCGUUCUCAUCCACCGCACCCAAUAUGAUGUUGUGUAUGAUGAAUACCUGAUGGACAGCCUCGUUGCCCUCCUGACUGGCAUGUCCGACUCUCAAGUGCGAGCCUUCCGCCAUACCAGUACCCUGGCAGCCAUGAAACUGAUGACAGGCCUGGUGCGCGUGGCUCUGAGUGUCAGCCUGCAGAAAGACAACAGUCAGCGGCAGUAUGAAGCCGAGCGGGCCAAGGGGCUUGGCCGCCGGGCCCCGGAGAAGCUGGAAGGGCUGCUGGAGCAGCGCAGGGAGUUCCAGGAGAAACAGGAAGAGCUGGAGAACUUGAUGAAUGCCAUCUUCAAGGGGAUAUUUGUUCACCGCUAUCGGGACGUCAUACCUGAAAUCCGCUCCAUUUGCAUGGAGGAGAUGGGCCAGUGGAUGCAGCACUAUAGCGCCUCCUUCCUGACUGACGGCUACCUCAAGUACCUCGGCUGGACACUCCAUGACAAGCAGGGGGAGGUCCGUCUCAAGUGCUUACUCGCUUUGCAAGGGUUGUACCGCAACCAGGAGAUGGCUUCUCGCAUGGAACUCUUCACGAGCCGUUUCAAGGAGCGGAUGGUGUCCAUGGCUCUGGACCGAGACCCCCAGGUUGCUGUGGAAACGGUCAGACUCCUGACGCUCAUCCUCCAGAACACGAAGGAUGUGCUCACGGACGCUGACUGCGAAGGCAUCUUUCCACUUGUCUAUGCUUCCAGCCGCCCCCUGGCUGUUGCUGCUGGUGAAUUCUUGUACAAGAAGCUGUUGGCACCAGAAGCACCAGCUGGGGGAGAAGAGGAGCCCUGUGAGGGGGCGCGGGCCUUCCUGCGGCGGCUCCUUUCCUUCUUCAUCGAGAGUGAGUUCCACGACCACGCAGCCUACUUGGUGGACGGCUUGUGGGACUGCGCUGCCGCCCUGCUGAAGGACUGGCAGGCGCUGACGGGGCUGUUGCUGGAGGAGCCUCCUGCAGGGGGUUUUGGUGACCAACAGGAAAGCACCCUCAUUAUGAUCUUGGUGGCCAGCAUACGGCAGGCUACGGAGGGACAGCCGCCUGUCGGCAGAAUCUCUGCUAAAAAGGGAUUAACGGCCCAAGAGCGCAAGACGCAAGCAGAGGACCGCUUGAGACUCACCCAGUACUUCAUCCCACUGCUUCCCCAGUUGUUGGCCAAGUUCUCUGCUGAUGUGGAGAAGGUGGUGCCUUUGCUGGAGGCCCCGCGCUACUUUGACCUGCGGCUGUACAGCACUGGCCGCCUGGAGAAGUAUCUGGAGCUGCUGGUGGCCCAGCUCUGGGGUGUGGUUGAAAAGCACACGGGCAAGGAAGUGCUGGAGGCGGCUGCCAGGACCCUGUCUGCUCUUUGCCAUCCGGAAUUUGCCUUUCACACGCGGGUGGAUUCUGCCCGCAGCCGCUUCGUGGACUACCUUGCUGACAAAUUCCAGCAUGAGCUUACUGAGCUGCUCCAGGCCUCGCUUGUGGAGGAAGACGAUACCUACAGUCUGGCUGCCACUCUUAAGCGCAUCGCUGCCUUCCACAACUCUCACGACCUGACGCCAUGGGGCUUCUUUGAGCCCUCCGCCCGCCUCCUACGCCACGCAGUGGACACAGGCGAGGUCCCCAGACAGGUGGUUCUUCCGGCCAUGGCCUGCUCACACUUCUCGCUCCUCUGGGAACUGGCCCACUUGCCCCAUCUGGCCUCUUCUGGGCCUCAUCCCAGCCAGGCACAGGUGCUUACCCUGAAGGAGAAAGUGGCGUCGUUUUGCUCCCUCUGCCAAAGCUGCCUUGCGGACAACGAUCCCAGCAUCCAGGAGCAGGCCUUUGUGCUGCUGAGCGACCUGCUCCUGGUCUUCGGCCCGCAGCUGACGCGAGGGGGGGAGGGCCAGGAGGCGCUGCAGCCCUUGGUGUAUCAGGCGGAGGCUGCUCUGCAGUCCCAACUGGCCGGCUUCCUUGUGGACCACGUCUUCAGCCACCCCCUGGCUUCCGAGAUGGGGGACGAGGAGCUCCAGAUUGAGCAGCUGCACCAGCGCCGCCGCCUCCUGGCCGGGUUCUGCAAACUCAUUGUCUAUGGAGUGGUGGAGCUCAGCGCCGCAUCGGACGUCUUCAAGCACUACUCCAGGUUCUACGGUGACUACGGAGACAUCAUCAAGGAGAUGCUGAAUCGGGCCCGUCAGAUUGACCGGACCGAGUGGGCCCACACGCUGCUUCUCAGCCUGCAGCAGUUGCUGACGCAGCUGCUUCUGGAGCAGGGGCCGGCAGGCAUGGAGUCCAGCGCCUUCCUCGAGAUCCGAGACCUGGCCCGGCGAUUCUCGCUGCUGUUUGGGCUGCAUCGGCUGCAGAACCGCUCGGCCCUUGUCAAGCUGCACAAGGAUGGGAUCAGGUUUGCUUUCCAGGCCCCCGCAUCUCCCAGUUCCAAGCUGGGACUCGUCCACUUGCCAUUCCUGGAGCUGCUGAGUGAGUUUUCCCCACGGCUGCUGAAUCCGGACAAAGCCUUCCUCCUGUCCUAUUUAAGGACCGUGAGCCACGCCCACGCCAGCCAUCGAGGGGAGCUCAGCUGGGCAUCCGUCGCCGUGUAUCAGCACUCUCUCAGCCCCCAACCGGACGCAGCCUCCCAGCCCGGCUCAGCCGCCAAGAAGAGACGUGGAUCAGCUGCCAAGAGGAGGCGCCUGGACGAGUCACCCGAACUGGGCAGUUCCAGCCUCCCUUCCGGCAGCCGCUUGCAGACCCCUCUGCUGACCUCCACAGCUCUGAAGGGGAAGCAGCUGCUCCUCACGGGUCCGGCGGAAUCUGUGGAGUCCAGCUCUGAGUCGGAGUUUGUGCAGAGCCAGCCAGCCCUGGGCUCCCAGUCUUCCCUCCGCGAAGCCCUUCUGAGCCAGAGGCAGCCGGAGGAGAGCGGCCUGGGCAGAAGGCUGGAUCGGCUGCUUCUGAUGGAGGAGGAAGAGGAGGAGGAAGAGUCUAGUGAGGAGGCCGAGUAGGGACCCUGGAUGCGGCUGGCUGGACGCAGAGCCCUUCCACCGCGUGAGUUUUCUGCGCACCGUUUCCAUGGAUGCCGGGGAGCACCAUGCCUGUUGCGUUUGUUGUCGGUUCUGUCUCUGGAUCUCGUUUAGCAAGAGAAUGCUGUUUAAUUCUCAUUUCCCAAAAUCUGUUGAUGCCAAGUAGGAGUCCCCCAACUGCUGCUUCUUGGCUUCUACUGGUUCUCCCACCCUCUAAAGGAAGCCUCCUCAGUGAUUCUUGUAACUUAAUUCUUUAUUAGCCCAGCAUUACUAAUGUUUCCUUGUUAAUAAAUAAAACAUGUUUUUGGUUGAAGCAG
This is a messenger RNA of Sphaerodactylus townsendi, 4140 nucleotides long. RefSeq names its product stromal antigen 3 (gene STAG3). Gene Ontology annotation, molecular function: chromatin binding. Gene Ontology annotation, biological process: sister chromatid cohesion. The record is from RefSeq and is a predicted model, not a curated record. Lineage: Eukaryota; Metazoa; Chordata; Lepidosauria; Squamata; Sphaerodactylidae. Bases 386 to 3805 code for a protein of 1139 amino acids. The transcript has 30 exons. Gene Ontology annotation, cellular component: cohesin complex; nucleus; chromatin.